Prunus armeniaca (apricot) is the source of this 198-nucleotide messenger RNA. The record is from the annotation of a GenBank genome assembly. NCBI's taxonomy places the organism in Eukaryota, Viridiplantae, Streptophyta, Magnoliopsida, Rosales, Rosaceae.
AUGGAUCUGAAGCCUACGAAAAUGAUCAAAUUCGGAGAUUCAGAUCUGAAGAAUGAAGCUGAAGCAAACACAAUAAUCAAUACAAAUGCAAAUGAAAAUGAAAAGGCAGCUGCAGAUGUAGAGGGUUGUACUGUACCUCGAGGCUUGGGGUAUGAGAUUGGGGAUGGGGAAUUGCGGUUUGAAGCUUCAGAGAUCUAA